This is a messenger RNA of Mercurialis annua (annual mercury), 2156 nucleotides long. RefSeq names its product protein SEEDLING PLASTID DEVELOPMENT 1. NCBI's taxonomy places the organism in Eukaryota, Viridiplantae, Streptophyta, Magnoliopsida, Malpighiales, Euphorbiaceae. Gene Ontology annotation, molecular function: ATP hydrolysis activity. Bases 100 to 2031 code for a protein of 643 amino acids. The record is from RefSeq and is a predicted model, not a curated record. The transcript is spliced from 9 exons.
UAGCGCUUUCUUCCAAUCUCUUUUCUCUAUCGAGAAAGCAUAGCAGAAGCUUAGCCCACACAAACCCAUUCUUCAUUUCCCGCUAACAAAACAUAUCAAAUGCUAUUAUCUCUCGUUCAAAUCCCACAUAUACCUGUAAUAACAACCCAACACUUCCCACAAAAACAUCACUCUUUCCUUAAAAUCACUCCACAUUCCCAAACCGUCCCUAAAAGAAGAAGAAAACUUGAAGGGUAUGCUUCAGUUUCGAGUUCUUCGUCGGCUUCUGAGGAUGAUUUCAACAUGGAAUUGGGGCGGUUAUUGGGUCUAUUUCCUGAGGAGAUGAGAAGAAGAGUGAGUGAGCACUGUGAGCUGCAGAACUUAGUUGAGGUUGUUAUGGACUUGGGUCGGAAGCCGCUUGCUAGGUUUCCAUCUGGUGACUUUGUUUUGUCUGAUUGCCCCAUUACACUUGAGGAUCUUGAGCAUGCCACGUCUCAGGUUGGUGACUUUGCCAUUGAUAAUCGAGCAGGCAUAAGUCGAACAUUGCACCGGAUCAGUGCCAUAAGAAAUCGGAAAGGUCAGAUUAUUGGUUUAACUUGUCGUGUUGGUCGGGCAAUAUCUGGCACUGCUAGCUUACUGAGAGAUUUGAUUCAGGAUGGUGCUUCUCUUUUACUUAUUGGACCUCCAGGGGUGGGAAAGACCACAAUUAUCAGGGAAAUAGCUCGAAUGCUUGCAAAUGAUUACAAGAAACGAGUAAUGAUUGUUGACACGUCCAAUGAGAUAGGUGGAGAUGGUGAUAUACCUCAUGCAGGCAUAGGUAAUGCUCGCCGGAUGCAAGUUCCGAAUUCAGAUAAGCAACAUAAGGUAUUAAUUGAAGCAGUUGAAAAUCAUAUGCCCCAAGUGAUAGUGAUAGAUGAAAUAGGAACAAAGCUUGAAGCUAUGGCUGCUAGUACAAUUGCACAACGUGGGAUUCAGCUAGUUGCCACUGCUCAUGGAAUCACUAUUGAGAAUUUGAUAGUUAAUCCUUCUCUGGAAAUGCUUGUUGGAGGAAUACAGAGUGUGACACUGGGGGAUGAAGAAGCAAACCGGAGAGGAGUCCAGAAGACAGUACUGGAGAGAAAAGGACCUUCAACAUUUAGCUGCGCAGUGGAGAUAAUUUCAAAAAAUGAGCUGCGUGUUCAUCGUAGUCUAGAAGCAACAGUGGAUGCCAAUCUCUUAGGUCGUUCACCGAAGGUUGAAGUUCGCAAAAUGGAUUCUCAAGGAAUUAAGGAAACUGUGGUGAUUGAACCCUCUAUUGAUGCAUCUGUUCAGAAGAAAGAUGACAUUUUGUUUGAUGAUUUUUCGAUGACAGAUGAAAGGAUCAAUGCUGGUGCUUUCAUUUCUGAGUCUCCUCCAUAUAUGCAAGAAAACUCUUCCGAAGACGAGACACCACUUCGCUUGUUUGUCUAUGGGAUCCUGGAGGCGAGCGUGAGGCAAGGGAUAAAUCAGUUAAAAAUGGAUUAUGUAGUCCAACUAACUGAUAACAUCAGUGAGGCAGAUGCACUGCUUGCCUUGCAGUCCAAGCUAAAGAAGAAUUCUGGGAUGCAAGCUGCCGCCAAAUCUCAUGAUAUUCCUAUUUAUGUAACAAAGACAAGCUCAUUGGUGCAGAUAACAAAGAUUAUUAGAUCGUUGGCCAGUGAUUGGGCUAAUGGAUUGAAGGAUUCCAAAUUAGGAGAUUAUGCAAAUUAUUCAGAGAAGACUGAUGCCUUAGAAGAGACAAGAAUAGCCAUUGAGCAGGUGGUAAUCCCGAAAGGCGAACCUGUGGAGUUAUUGCCAAGGCCAUCCCAUAUUAUUUCUCUUCAGAUGGACUUGAUUCAAAAGUACCGAUUACAAGCAGAGAAAAUGGGUACUGCCCCGGAUGUCCGUAUCCGUAUCCUGCCAUAUCAUACUGGAUUGGAUGAAAGCAGUGAAGCAGAAAACACGGAGAAUCCAUUUGAUGACAUCCUUGGUGCUAGUAGUGACUCAAAUGGAUCAUCUUACAUUAUCGACAGGUUACCUAUUCUUCCCGACUAAUCAUGGCGUUUUUAUUCACCAAUAUUAUUAUCAUAUUCAUGUUAUAUAGUAUUGAUAUUAUAGUAAACAAAGCAUUGCUCCGUUUUAGCCGUAAAUUUUAUAUUGCAGCCUCUUGAAUAUUGGUU